AUGUUUGACAAGAAGAAGCGACAACAUGCAACUGCAGAUCUUCCAGAACAGGCGAUGAACGAUUCGCUGAGAGCUGCGCAGGUAAUCUUCCAGAGACAUACGGGAUCGCAAGCUAGUCUUAGUUCAGGGUCCACGGGGAGUGUUAAUCAGACGUCAUCGCGAGCGAAAGCGAGAAAAGCCGGCUAUGGAACAGGAAUAUCGAGACCGGGGCAUCAGCAAGCUUUUCGAAGCAGCAGCAGUGUUCCUAGGAGUGCUCUCUCGCUGGCACCUUCGAGCGGGUCCAGCCAGCAGCAGCUGAGUAGGCCUGUGUCGCCGCUGGCAAGCGGAUCCGCACAUGCAGCAGCGGCAAUGGCCCAUAGCAGAGAGUCGGAUCGGCAGCAGGAAGAGCUUCUGGCGCUGGCAGUGCUCCCGCAAGUGCCGAAACGGGCUCUGUCGUCAAGCAAGAUCGCUCAGGAUUCGGCGAGAAGAAAUCCGAGCAGCGGUGACUUUACUGGCAGCCAUGGAGGCACCCGCGAAAAAUUGCCAGUCAGCAGAAGCCAAACUGCUGCGUUAUCCCCUUCAGCAGCAUCUUUCAUACUGCGGCGGACGGUUUCUCAAGCUUCGUCUGCAUCUCAAUCGCAGUCGGAGGUACGACAGCCGCCCUUACAGCCAGCGAGUACUCCUAGUAGCACGAACACGGUGCCGACUGUGGAUCGGGAAAGGCUCAAGAAGCUUGAAGUAAGGACACUGGCAGGCCGUAUACCGCCGCCAGACAUAUACUUUGAGACCAAGAGCGACGAUGUUGAGCUGGAGCAGGAAAGUGCAGGCAGCGACAAGGAUACGGGAAGCUUCAGCCAACAGCUGUCGUCGUCAUCCAACGGGUCGUCUUCAUCUGCGCUGUCGAUUGCCCUGGACGGUUCCUCUUAUCUGGCGGAUGAAGGAGACCUUGACUUGGAAGAGCAAGAGUCGCAAAGCGAUACAGGGGAAUAUACGGGAAGUGAAAAUGAAAGCCCCGAGCAGUCGCUAAUUCAUUUGCCAGAGCAUGCAUUCUCAGUUUCAAGUCUGCCUGCGGAAUCGGAAGACAACAGCUCAUCGGCCGCAGUUAGGACCAACGCUACCUAUGGCGUGCUGAAUAGACUCGGCCACGGGAAUGUCACAUACCAGGGCACUCUUCCUGAUCUGAUACCGAACCAUACAAGAAGGACAAGAAUUGAGAGAUUUAGAACCAAACUGUUUGGCGCAAAAAGCAGGUCUGACGAAGCCAGCAACAAGGAAUUGUCCAAGUCUAGCGUGACGGCUGAUGAGGACGGGCGAGCCGUGGUAACCACAAAUCACAACCUGCGUUUCAGGACAACGAUGCGCGGCCGUGGGCGCCAUUCGUCAAACGAUUUCGAUAACGCGUACGACGGCGCUCCUGAGCAGCUCGAUAGGACUAUCACUAACAACUAUCACGCUGGCGUUCUGACAGACUCUGACGACGAUGACACGGACUCGAUUGAUGACCAUGAAGACGACAAGAAACGCAAGCGGCGUGCCGCCCGUUUGAAAAGACGACUUAAACAUACCGCUGUACCGUAUUCGCAUCACCUACACCAUCAUGAAACCCGCCAUCACAUGAGCCGUAAGGGCUUCAAUGAAGACAAGCCUUGGAAGUCCCACAAGGACGUAGGAUUCGUUACGCCCGCGGAGCGCAAGCGCUACGAGGGCAUGUGGGUGAGCAACCGGUGUUUGUACCUCGAACUGCUGCCCUGGUGGUCGUCUGUGAUUAGCGGACAAAGCGCGCCGCCGGUCAGUCUUCCAGAGGAUGGCCUGAUCCUUAGUUUAGUGGUAAAGGACAUCUGGGCCCGGUCUAACCUGCCCAACGAUUUACUGCGACAAAUCUACGAAAAAGUCGACACCAGAGGGGACGGUACGCUCGAUAGAAAGUCCUUCAUCGUGGGAAUGUGGCUUGUCGACCAGUGUCUCUACGGACGCAAGUUGCCCAAGAAGAUAAGUCAACAAGUCUGGGAUAGCGUUGACAGAUAUGUCGUCAACGUCCUCAAUUCGACCGCCAUGAAGCACAUGGGCAAGAGCAAGAAGAAACUCAUGAAACAGGAGAUCAAGAACAUCAAGAAGGACAUCAAGAACGUCCAUCUGUGA
Messenger RNA from Torulaspora globosa, 2118 nucleotides. RefSeq lists its product as uncharacterized. The record is from RefSeq and is a predicted model, not a curated record. Gene Ontology annotation, molecular function: protein binding. Lineage: Eukaryota; Fungi; Ascomycota; Saccharomycetes; Saccharomycetales; Saccharomycetaceae. The transcript has a single exon. Bases 1 to 2118 code for a protein of 705 amino acids.